ACAGGCUUCUCUGUCCGCCAUUUUCGUUAGCUGGUGUCGCAGGAGUGGUCGGUGGAAUCAUUCAGCUAGCCGUAUUAUCUGCUAUUAAGGUCACUUUUGCAAACUAUUUACUUGCUCAUUUCGACGCAUAUAGCACAGUAUCAUUUUUUUUUGCAAAAUAGUAAACUGUGUACGAAGAUGUCCAACGAGCAGGCCGAAAACACUACCGAGAAAGCAGGCCAGCAGCAGCAGCAGCCGCCGCCACAACAGCAACAGCAGCAGCAGCAGGGAGAACUGAAUGGGAAAGCCAAGCACGAGCCUAAUUCAAGCAGGAAGGAGAGGCCACAGAAGAGAGGUGGAGGCGCACGCUUUGAACCCUAUGGAAAUGCCAACAAAAGAUACCGUGUUUUUGUCAGCAACAUCCCCUAUGAUGUGAAAUGGCAAGCCCUCAAAGACCUGAUGAAAGAAAAAGUGGGUGAGGUAACGUACGUGGAACACUUAAUGGACGCAGAAGGCAAAUCGAGGGGUUGUGCUGUUGUCGAGUUUAGGACUGAAGAGCUAAUGAAGAAAGCUGUGGAGAAGGUAAACAAGCACAACCUCAAUGGACGACCGCUAAAAGUGAAGGAGGACCCUGACGGUGUGAUUGCUCAGAGGGAAAUCAACAAGGCUCAAGGUGGAGGCCCUCCAGGAGGCCAUGGCGGAAUGGGGGGGAUGGGAGGGAUGGGAGGAAUGGGUGGAAUGGACCGGAUGAACAUGGAUCGAAUGGGACCUGGACCAAAUGGCCCCAUGGUCAACAUUCCUCCCAGCCUGAUGAACAACCCCAACAUCCCCAACGAGAUCAUCCAUGGACUCCAGGCUGGCAGGAUUGGCAGCACUGUCUUUGUGGCUAAUCUUGACUACAAAGUGGGCUGGAAGAAGCUGAAAGAGGUGUUCAGCAUGGCGGGCAUGGUGGUGAGGGCUGACAUCCUGGAGGACAAGGAUGGCAAAAGCAGAGGCAUGGGCACAGUUACAUUUGAUAUGCCCAUUGAAGCUGUCCAGGCUGUCUCUAUGUUCAAUGGGCAGCUGCUGUUCAACAGGGUCAUGCACGUCAAACUGGACGAGAAGUCCCUGCCCAAAGAUUUUGGACCACCUGACAGAGGUGCUGCUCUUCCUCGUGGUCUGAGUGGUGUUGGUUUGGGCCUGGGCCCUGGUGGCCAGCCCAUUGAUGCUACCCAACUCAACAGAGGAGGCAGUGGAGGAAUGGGCAACAUGGGCCCUGGAGGAAUGGAUGGAAUGGGCUUUGGCAACAUGGGAGGUCGUAUGGGAGGAGGAAUGGACAACUUUGGAGGGAUGAACAACAUGGAUCGUUUUGGUUCUUCAGGGAUGGGCAGAAUGAAUGAGAUGGACCGUGGGAUUGGUGGUGCUUUUGACAGGGAGUUUGGGCGAAAUGAAAUGGGAAUGUCUCGCAAUAAUUUUGGAGACUCCUUUGAAAGAGGAAUGGGAAACUCCCUGGGUAUGGACCGCAUGAACUCUGGAAUGGACCGGCUGGGAGGUAGCAUGGACCGCAUGACAGGGAUGGACCGGAUGGGCGUGGACAGGAUGGACCGCGUGUCUGACAUGGACAGGCUGGGUUCUGGGUUUGACCGGAUGGGCUCGGGGAUGGACCGUCUGGGGCCCAGUAUGGACAGGCUAGGACCUGGCCUGGACCGUAUGAGCUCUAGCAUGGACCGCCUCGGCCCAGCUGGGUUUGAUCGCCUAGGCCCGUCUGGUUUGGAUCGCAUGGGUUCUGGCCUGGACUUUGGCUCUCCAAUGAGUAUGGAUCGCAUGGGCAACACUGGGCUUGACAGAAUGGCCAGCAGCUUCGACCGCAUGGGCUCCACUGGAGGACUCGACCGCUUCCCCUCCGGCGGCCUGGACCGCAUGAGCUCUGGCAUGGACCGCAUGGGAUCUGGAGGUGUUGGUGGCCAGUUUGAUCGGUCUGCUGACCUGGAUCGUGGGUUUGGUGGCAAUUCCUUUGGAGGAGCUGGAGCUGGAGGGCCUGGAACCGGGGGAAGCAAUGUCAGGAAGGGAUGCCAGAUCUUUGUCAGAAACCUGCCUUUUGACUUCACCUGGAAGAUGCUGAAAGAUACCUUCAACACAUGUGGCAUGGUCCAGUAUGCUGAUAUUAAGAUGGAGAAUGGCAAGUCCAAGGGCUGCGGUGUGGUCCGCUUUGACAACCCUGAAACUGCAGAGCGUGCCUGCCGGACAAUGAAUGGCUACCGGCUGAAUGGAAGAGAGAUCGAUGUCAGGAUUGAUAGGAAUGCAUAAAUUACUUGUCUGUCACAUCUGACAUUUAAUUUAGUUCCUCAUGUCCUGAUGUUCUGCAUCAUCUGCAGCUCAUAUGAAUAUAAACACUUGGUUUAUUAGAUAUUUGUAACAGUGCAAAUGUUAUUUUAGUUUGUAAUUUGUAACAGUGAAAGUGUUUUAGUUCUUUCAUAAAUUUUACUUUUUUUUUUUCAUUUUUAGAGACCAAAUUUUUAAUUUUUUUCUUUUUUUCUGUCUUGCUUCACCUGUCAUUGCCUUUGUUCUAUAAGGUGUUUUGAUAAAUAAACCUCAAUAUUUGAAAUGC
Molecule: messenger RNA, 2566 nt
Organism: Toxotes jaculatrix (banded archerfish)
Lineage: Eukaryota; Metazoa; Chordata; Actinopteri; Toxotidae
Gene: hnrnpm
Product: heterogeneous nuclear ribonucleoprotein M
Exons: 16
Coding region: 178-2265 (695 amino acids)
Biological process (GO): regulation of mRNA stability involved in response to oxidative stress; alternative mRNA splicing, via spliceosome
Cellular component (GO): cytoplasm; nucleus; post-mRNA release spliceosomal complex
Molecular function (GO): mRNA binding
Source: RefSeq, a predicted model, not a curated record